This is a messenger RNA of Malaya genurostris, 1762 nucleotides long. RefSeq names its product E3 ubiquitin-protein ligase TRIM37-like. The coding region runs from base 122 to 1150 and encodes 342 amino acids. The record is from RefSeq and is a predicted model, not a curated record. The transcript has 3 exons. Gene Ontology annotation, molecular function: zinc ion binding. NCBI's taxonomy places the organism in Eukaryota, Metazoa, Arthropoda, Insecta, Diptera, Culicidae.
UAGACACGUCAGAUAUAUUUUAAAUCAGUUGUACAAUUUGUGUAAAUCGAUUUAAUAAAUUCGAAAUUGAGAUUUAAAAUCGCCAAUUAAUUUGUCACCACUCGAAGUUUCAGAUAUCGACAUGUCUGGCGAAAAGAUAAACAAAUCAGCACUGUUCUGGCCUGCAGAAAUUUCCCUGGAUAAUAGCAGCUGCGCCGUUUGUACGGAAGAUGCCAAUAAGCCCGUUUUCUGCACCACCUGUGCCAAAAUGCUAUGUUUCAAUUGUAUGGCUAGAUGCCAACAGGAUAACGGAUGUGGCUUCUGCCGCAGUAAAACUCCUAUUGAGGAGUAUCGAAAACAAUGCCACGAUUACUGUUGUGACAAACACGAGCUUCUUGUGACACUGUUUUGCACAGAGUGCGAAAUUUGCGUUUGUAAGCAAUGUUUAAACAAAGAAGCAGAACAUGCUCUACAUAGUAUUACUACUAUCGAUGGUAUCCGUAUGGAGCUAGCUCGGAAGAUUAAAACGCUAUAUAGUUUCCUGCGAUUAACAGAAGCAGUUAAUGAAUUGACUGAUUCAGCUAUCGAGUUCGUCGAAUGUUUUGUUCCACCCGUCAUGAGAGACAAACUCAAAUUAAUGCAUGAGACAAUCCAAUCCUUAGUCAUUGAGACUGAGACGUAUAAUUUAAAGGAGUUAGUUAACAAUCGAACCCAGUUAAAAAACCGCUUGGUUGAUAUGAUGGAGAGUAUAACGAAGCUAAAAAAACAAGAUUUAUCUUCAAACAGUAGUUACCAAAUUUUCCUCUUCAAGAUCGAUUUAACGAUGAUAUUCUCAUAUGAUACUGAUUUAUUUCCGGACAAAUACGGUAAUGUUUGGAAAGUGACCGUCUACCCUAGGUAUGGCAAAAUUUGGAACCUCUCCAAAUUUGCUGCGUUUCAAAUCAAAUUAGUAUCAGGAGACCCAGGACGGUACGAAAUGAACAUAACCAGCUCCGAAAGUAUCAUUCCUUUUCAUAGAAUUCUAGAUUUCAUGUGCAUACCCUCGGCUUCCGCUAUUUUCAAGAUAUGGGAGAGUGACUCCAAAACUUCAAAACUCCGUGAACUGGUACUUACUUUAAGUGUUAGACGAGUCAGUUGCCAAUGUGGAAAUUUUAAUAAUCAGAAUUGUUAAUCUCCUGACUGUAUUUGUUUUAAACAUACAUAAGCGGAAUAUAAAAUAAAAUAAACUUAUUUGUAAUAUAUUGGAAAUACACUCAAACCAGUGAAGUAAACAGGAAUCUCAUGACUAAUAUUACGAUCACAGAGAAAAAUACAGUAUACGGUCACCAUGUAUUCGACUUUACUCUAGAUUUUGGAAAAUGGUUUCCAAUUAUUUUACAACACCAAUAUUAAUAUCCACGUUCUUAAAAAUUACACAUUAUUAAAAAUUAAUGUCGAAGAUGAUUUUAUAUGAUCAUAUUUUUAGAAAACUCGCUUAGUCACACUUUUAUCGUUCCCAAAUGAAUUAUUAUUCAUAUGUAUCAAAUAGAAUCUAUAGGUUAUCACGUGAAGUUCCCGAUUACAUGUUGAAUGCUACAUGAAUUCUAUAAAUACAAUAUAUUAUUCCGAAAAUUUUGAGUACUAUGAAAUUCUACACCACAAAACUUUCCAAUGUACAUUCAUAUCACGUCAUUUUCGAACAAUUAUGUUGUUAUAAAGAAUCAAGCCAAAAUGUCAUGCUGAAUGGUACUAUACUCAAAUUUUCAAUUGCUUGGAAACAGUUGCAUUGUGUCUUAUUUUACUU